UGUUUAAUCUACGACAAAAGUUUGUUUGUUUUCAGAUUGAAUUACUAGAAACUUUUGGUUUUCAAACGAUCUUGUAGGUCUUCAAAAUGAAUCAAACUAUCAACGUAGAGCAAUUAAAUUCCGCUUUAAAUUCACUACGGACACUACGAUCGAGCGUCAGCCAUGUAUUCGAAACAUUAUCUAAUGGACUACGCGCCGACCACGGCGAGGACGGCAAGGAGAAAUUUCUAUUAGAACUUCAAGAACUACUGAACAACGUUAAUAUAAACUUGAGGGACUUGGAACAGACAGUGAGUGGUCUCCCGAUACCCACUGCUCCGCUGAAUCUUGGUAAUACCACGUAUUUGAGUCAAGAAACCUCACAAGACAGGCAAACAUUGUACACGCAGUUGGUUAACAGCUAUAAAUGGACUGAUAAGAUUCACGAAUACAGCUCCUUCGCUCAUACGUUACUGAGUCAGAACUCUCUCAAAAGGUCUUACAUUAAUUCUGGGAGUACGAAAAGAAGAGGCAAACUACAAAGUAAUCACAAUGUUGCUCCUAUACAAGUUGAUAAUGUCAUAAACAACAUAGACAGAUCCUAUAACGAUAUGAAAAUUACCAUAUCAAGACCAUUUGCAAGUAAUGCAGUUGUACAGAUCAACCUAAGUCACGUUUUGAAAGCUGUUGUUGCUUUCAAGGGCUUAUUGAUGGAGUGGGUCAUGGUGAAAGGCUAUGGAGAGACCCUCGACCUGUGGACAGAGUCACGUCACCAUGUAUUUAGGAAAGUAACAGAAAAUGCUCAUGCAGCAAUGUUACACUUCUACUCACCAACAUUACCAGAGCUGGCAGUAAGGUCAUUCAUGACUUGGCUGCAUAGUUAUGUGAACCUUUUCAGUGAGCCAUGUAAACGAUGCAGUUGUCAUUUACAUCACACAUCUCUGUUGCCACCAGCGUGGAGGGACUUCCGUACAUUAGAAACAUUUCACGAUGAGUGCAAGCAAUAGUCAUUGUGGUAUUGAAUGUGGGGGCUUCCAGUUCUCUCGUUCAAUACUAUAAAUUUUUUAAAUGGACAAUAUUAAGUAAGAAAGUGUUAAUAGUUAAACUAAUGUUGAGAUGGAACAAAGGGCCAAUUAUUUUGCAGCCACUAUUGCCUAUAGUCAAUUGGAAUUCAUAAACCUAAACUGUAGUAUUAAUAAAGUGUAUCUAAUUAUCUGGAUAAGCAAGGUUGAAUAUUAUAGCAUCAUAAAUUCUAAAUAAUAUUGUAUUAAAAUGUAUAAUUUAAAUUGUGUAUGUACUAAUUGUUUUAUUUUCAAAUGGGUCUUUUAUAAAUCUUCUAUAAAUUUACAAUAAACAAUA
Molecule: messenger RNA, 1338 nt
Organism: Bombyx mandarina (wild silkworm)
Lineage: Eukaryota; Metazoa; Arthropoda; Insecta; Lepidoptera; Bombycidae
Gene: MED27
Product: mediator complex subunit 27
Biological process (GO): regulation of transcription by RNA polymerase II
Cellular component (GO): mediator complex
Molecular function (GO): transcription coactivator activity
Source: RefSeq, a predicted model, not a curated record